This is a messenger RNA of Symbiodinium natans, 483 nucleotides long. NCBI's taxonomy places the organism in Eukaryota, Dinophyceae, Suessiales, Symbiodiniaceae. The record is from the annotation of a GenBank genome assembly.
AUGUCUUGGGCGCGGUGGCAAAGGUUCACCUUCAUCGACAACCCAAAGACUCCAGUAUCCCCAGUGCAAGCCCGGGCGCGCAGCUGCCCACCAAGUGCCAGGCGUCGCCACUCCACGGACGUGGACAUGCCCACGGACGUGCACCCAGAGAAGCAUCUCGCGUGCGAGCGCGUGGGCAGGUUGAAUCCGAAGCUGGGGGAUACCAACUUCACCGAGACAGGUCGUUCGAAGGCAGCCGGUUGUUUCCGCACUGACGCCUGCCUGGCAUCCACGACGGCACCUGAUCCCGAGGAGGAAUUUGGAGGGUUCUCCAAGUGCAGCAUUUCCCUGGACAAGCGUGUGUGGCCGAGUUACGGCACACUGGGGCACCCGGACGUGUGCGGACGCCCCUGCAUCUUCGUCCUGAAUGGGAGCUGUGAGAGAGGCGCCGCCUGUGCCUGUUGCCAUCGCUGCAAUUUUCGCCUGGGGGGCGUGGCCAGAUGA